Molecule: messenger RNA, 1322 nt
Organism: Trichoplusia ni (cabbage looper)
Lineage: Eukaryota; Metazoa; Arthropoda; Insecta; Lepidoptera; Noctuidae
Exons: 4
Coding region: 391-1074 (227 amino acids)
Biological process (GO): apoptotic process
Cellular component (GO): mitochondrion
Source: RefSeq, a predicted model, not a curated record
AUAAUUUUGUGUUAUGUGUACAGCAUUGCCCAAAAAUUGUCCUGUGUGUUCGCAUAUAAAUAUUACUUUCGAAUACCUACUCGCAAAAUGUUUACUGCUGUGUCACAGCAGGCUCAUUGUAAAAUAUGAUGAUGAAAACGACCUAAACAAGCUGUAAAGGCUAGAAUAACAAUGUAAAGUUUGAUUCCUAAACGAAUAUUACCGAAAUUUCGACAUUGACAUGUGUAGUUGUGACAAUGACAGAUUGAUCCAAAACCAAAUAAAUACAAAUCUUAACCUAUAAUCAUUCGGUAGUCAUCUAUUUUUCUCUCCUAAAAAACGAACAAUGAAGUAAAACAAUUGUAAUUUUUGCCGGACAUUCUUGUUUACCUUUCUCAUCCCACAGGCACAAUGUUCAGAACUAGGUUAGUAAAUUUCAUCAGAACUGCUUACAAAUCGCACCGUAGAACAAUCGUUACGAGAAUUCGAAACUAUGCUCCUGCAACUAUGGGACUGUUAACAACUGCGUGUUGCGAAGAAAAACUAAAAGAGUUUGAUGUGAUGUGGGAUGAAGGAAGUCUGGAACAUGACUUUUUGAUCCGGCAAGCGACGACUAUCAACGUGAAUGCCGCCACUCAACUCCUAACCGUCACAUUAGUCGCUAUACAAGACACAAGUGAGAGGUUACGAGAAGCCCUUACUCGGGAAAUCUGUCUCGUGAAGCAGGCCCUGGAAUGGGGUGAAGCUGGGACACCCCCUCACCACUGGGACCAGCUGGUUGCUGUCAGGGGAUCUCUUUGUGAUUUAAAACACAACCUUCAUACAUUAUUUAGUUAUAUGGAUUAUGCAGAGAAGUUAGCAACAGUUGCAGCAGAAAUAUCUUAUCUGUCUGGCAAUAUUGCUGCAUCAGAUGCCAUCUGCGAAAGAAUAGACCAUGCAUGCAGGACUUGCAACGCGCAGAAGCAGCUGACACACGAGCUGCAGCAGGAGAGCCUGGAGCUGCAGCAGCAGGCCAUCAUCAGCUCCCCCCAACUGGAGGAUAAACUCAAACAUGAGGCCAAAGACAAAUCUAAACUCAAGUCUAAUAAAAACUGACUAUGAACAGCAAUACUUGUAAAUACUGGCUUAUGAUGCAACACGCCAGCCAAGUUCGCUGGGAGAAGUAACUGGGGAUGAGCUUACAAAGUUUUAUAAUUUGAAUAUUAUGCAACUAAGUCAAGAUUUGCGAAGCAAAAUCAAGAGCAAUUUAAUUAUAGUAGUCAAUUAAUAUAGCAGAUCUACUUGCAAAAUUCCCUGUAAAUAAUAAACUUAGUGAUACUAGACAAUAAGAAGUUUUAAAAUUG